Molecule: messenger RNA, 1382 nt
Organism: Syzygium oleosum
Lineage: Eukaryota; Viridiplantae; Streptophyta; Magnoliopsida; Myrtales; Myrtaceae
Product: cystinosin homolog
Exons: 8
Coding region: 232-1056 (274 amino acids)
Biological process (GO): L-cystine transport
Cellular component (GO): vacuolar membrane
Molecular function (GO): L-cystine transmembrane transporter activity
Source: RefSeq, a predicted model, not a curated record
CGUGACGCAACCUCGUUCAAUUCAACAGCCAAAAUCGCUCGGACAGAUUCCAACGAAAAAUUCUCCUCGGCGCCUUCGGAGAUUCCACCGUAAGAGACGAUCGGAAAAUCUCGGAGCCAUAAUUGCAGCUCCUUCAUCCCUUCCUUCGUUUCUUCUUUGGGGAACUGGUAAAAGCUUGAAGGUGUAGAGAGAGAGAGAGAGAGAGAGAGAGAGAGAGAGAGAGAGAGAGAGAUGGCUUCGUGGAAUUCAACGCCUCUCGAGGUGCUGUACCAGGUUCUGGGAUGGACGGCUUUCUUCUCUUGGUCCAUCAGCUUCUACCCACAAGUCAUCUUGAACUUCCGAAGGAAAAGUGUUGUGGGUCUGAAUUUCGAUUUCGUCGUGCUGAAUUUGACGAAGCACUCGUCGUACCUGAUAUACAACGUGACCCUCUACUUCAGUGCCGCUGUGCAGAGGCAGUAUUAUGAGAAGUACGGCUUCGGACAGAUGAUCCCCGUGGCUGCAAAUGACGUUGCGUUCUCCAUACAUGCCGUUCUAUUAACUGCAAUAACAUUGUUCCAAAUUGCAAUUUAUGAUCGUGGCAGUCAGAAAAUCUCUAAGAUUUCACUAGGAAUUGUCUCUGCUGUGUGGUUGACCGCUGCAGUCUGCUUUUUCAUGGCCUUACCAAAUCAUUCUUGGCUUUGGCUCAUCUCCAUUUUCAACUCAAUUCAAGUGUUUAUGACAGUUAUCAAGUACAUUCCUCAGGCAUUUAUGAACUUUGGACGAAAAAGCACAGAUGGAUUCAGCAUAGGCAACAUUUUACUUGAUUUUCUCGGUGGCGUUGCAAACUAUGCACAGAUGGCAGUGCAGUCUAUUGACCAAAAUUCUUGGGUCAACUUCUAUGGGAAUAUUGGGAAGACGUUACUUUCUCUGGUAUCUAUAUUCUUUGACCUGCUUUUCAUGUUUCAACACUAUGUUCUCUAUCCUGCCAAGAAAUCGCCAGUUAUUCCAAAGGCAAGUAAGGAUGCCGAAGAGCCAUUGGUCAAGUCCACUGAUGAGUCACAGUCAGAAGAGGUUUGAAGUUAAGUUGCCAUGUGCUACAAAGAAUUAUCAAUCGACCAUUUUGCUGCUAUCACGAACUAGAAGUCCUCGUGCGCAUAGAACUCAUGAUUCUGAAGCAUUUGAAGGAGAUAUGCAUAUAGAAACAAAAACUGGGAAGCUUCUUUUUCUUCUUUGACCCUCAAUCAUCUGGUCGUAUCAUGCGAGGAUCAAAAUGCCCGAUCUGUCGAGUCACAGAGUGUAGUUUGUUCGCAUCUUGCAUUGUUUUGCAAGAAAAUGAUCUUGUAUAUAUUGUUCCUGUGAAAGAGCUUGUUCAGAUAUGGUGAAAAUUGUUCCUUUUCAUAGAA